Molecule: messenger RNA, 881 nt
Organism: Racocetra fulgida
Lineage: Eukaryota; Fungi; Glomeromycota; Glomeromycetes; Diversisporales; Gigasporaceae
Source: the annotation of a GenBank genome assembly
AACUUGGUAAAGGUUCUUUCAAAUAUGCUUGGGUGUUGGACAAGCUAAAAGCUGAACGUGAACGUGGUAUUACAAUCGAUAUCGCCCUUUGGAAGUUUGAAACUCCAAAAUACUAUGUCACUGUCAUUGAUGCUCCAGGGCAUCGUGACUUUAUCAAGAACAUGAUUACUGGUACUUCUCAGGGAUGGACAAAAGAUAUCAAAGGUGGUUCCACCAAGGGCAAGACACUUUUGGAAGCUAUUGAUUCAAUUGAACCUCCAACUAGACCAACCGAUAAACCUCUUCGUCUCCCCCUUCAAGAUGUUUACAAGAUUGGUGGUAUUGGUACUGUCCCUGUAGGUCGUGUUGAAACCGGUAUUAUCAAGGCCGGUAUGGUUGUAACAUUCGCCCCAGUUGGUCUUACCACUGAAGUCAAGUCAGUUGAAAUGCAUCACGAACAACUAGAACAAGGUGUCCCCGGUGAUAAUGUCGGUUUUAAUGUUAAAAACGUAUCAGUUAAAGAAAUUCGUCGAGGUUUUGUUUGCUCUGAUUCCAAAAAUGAUCCUGCCAAAGAAUCCGCCUCAUUCAAUGCUCAAGUCAUCGUUCUUAAUCACCCUGGUCAAAUCGGUGCUGGUUAUGCUCCAGUGUUGGAUUGUCACACCGCUCAUAUUGCCUGCAAAUUUUCUGAAUUGCAAGAGAAGAUUGAUCGUCGUUCUGGCAAAAAACUUGAAGAUAACCCUAAAUUUGUUAAAUCCGGCGAUGCAGCUAUUGUUAAAAUGAUUCCUUCCAAACCCAUGUGUGUUGAGGCUUUCUCCGAAUAUCCUCCCCUAGGUCGUUUUGCUGUGAGAGAUAUGCGUCAAACUGUUGCUGUUGGUGUUAUUAAGGUUUGUAUACUACUUUAG